AUGACUUUCCAGAAUCGCACCCCCGAGUCACUCGUACAGAGGUCGGACUCGAAGAACCCGGCAACAACAUGUCGAGGCAUAACAUCUGGUGGAAAGCCAUGUAGAAGGUCACUUGCCUCCUCGCCUAAGUCAUCACCUAAAUCUUCACCUACUGCUGCUCGCCACUCUGCCUCAAGAGGUGUGGUCGCCGUUCUUGAAGACGACCAAGGAAAUCUGGACGCGGCUGCAUUUUACUGCUGGCAGCACAAGGAUCAGGCCCACUCGUUUGCACAACAAAAUUCGACUUCGCCGCAUGCUGCGAAUACGAAGCUGUUCCCCGUGCAGGAGCGAACUAGCAUUGACAGCUUAGUCGCCAGGUUGGGAGUAGCAUCUAUCCAGGAUCUGCCAAAACCCGGAAGAGAUCCUCGCGAGGAUAGGAGACGACCAGCGCAAUACAUACAGCAAAACUCAAAGCCAGAUGUACGUCCUACGACUAAACCGGAGGCUUACCAGAGGCCAAAGCCAAGACGAGGUUUCUGGGCAUCAUUGUGCUGUGCAGGCAUGGCAGACGACGACGAAGAUGCCAUACGUCCAAGCUAUCACAGACCACAGCCGGAGACGACACAAGUGUCCAGCCCUCCGACACCAGCACAUCCCCAGACAACUCAAUCUCGCCCUACACCCUACAAGCAAAACAACACUCAAUUUCUGCGAUCAAACCCCCUCCCCCACUCGGCAUCAUCAACCGGUCUACCAUCUCGAAAGCCCCUUUUGGAUGUCCCUGCCACAGCACUUAACAAGCGCCGAGCAGCCUCGGCACCACCAAGCACAACAGACCUCCUUCCCUUCAUCCCCGGCCACCUCCCACCCCAGACAACAUCUCUCCUCCUAACCGAGCUCUCGAAACCAAUCUCUCCCCACGACGAGGCAGGCUACAUUUACAUUUUCUGGCUCACAGAGACCGAUUCCUCUACGCCUUCCAACGACACUGCUGCUUCGUUACUUUCAGCUCCAAAGCAAUCAAGACAUCCCAGUGAUGUAAUGAAUGCAUACUAUUUUGCAAACCACAGCACCACCACCCGCACGAUAAGACUGAAAAUCGGACGAGCAAACAACGUCCACCGUCGUAUGAAUGAGUGGAACAGGCAAUGCGGCUAUAACCUCAGUCUUGUGCGCUUCUACCCCUACAUCUCCUCUUCCUCUUCCCCAUCACCCUCCCCUACACGUCCAACAUCAGCAAAACGACACACUUCCGAUCAACAGGUCCAUAAAGUUCCUCACGCACACAGGGUUGAAAGACUGGUUCAUUUGGAGCUAGGGGAUAAGAGGAUCAAAAGGGGUUGUGGGGCUUGUGGCAGGGAACACAAGGAAUGGUUUGAGAUUAAAGCUACGGCUGAGGGGGUCGCUGCUGUGGAUGAGGUUGUGAGAAGGUGGGUCAGAUGGGCGGAGGCUAAUCCGUAG
Molecule: messenger RNA, 1440 nt
Organism: Aureobasidium subglaciale EXF-2481
Lineage: Eukaryota; Fungi; Ascomycota; Dothideomycetes; Dothideales; Saccotheciaceae
Exons: 1
Coding region: 1-1440 (479 amino acids)
Source: RefSeq, a predicted model, not a curated record